Messenger RNA from Pelobates fuscus (common spadefoot toad), 1998 nucleotides. Its product is annotated as oocyte zinc finger protein XlCOF7.1-like. The transcript is spliced from 4 exons. Gene Ontology annotation, molecular function: DNA-binding transcription factor activity, RNA polymerase II-specific; RNA polymerase II cis-regulatory region sequence-specific DNA binding. The record is from RefSeq and is a predicted model, not a curated record. Bases 1 to 1998 code for a protein of 665 amino acids. Gene Ontology annotation, biological process: regulation of transcription by RNA polymerase II. Lineage: Eukaryota; Metazoa; Chordata; Amphibia; Anura; Pelobatidae.
AUGUCUGAUUCUGUAAAAAUAAACCAGGACAUCAAUCAGACGACCAAAAAAAUCCUGGAUCUCACCCUGGACAUAAUUUACCUGCUGACAGGAGAGGAUUGUAUUGUUGUGACGAUAAAUGGAGAACAAGUCACGCACAGCAACAAUCCCCAUAUAUCAGAUGAAUCACAGAUACAAAACCUCAGACAUUUGUCACCACCACAUUUAUUGAUACAAAAGAAAAACAAUGACAAGAAGAUCCUAGAACUGACCAAUCAGAUCAUCCAGCUGCUGACUGGAGAGGAGUGGGAGUAUUUAGAAGGACACAAGGAUCUCUACAAGGACGUGAUAAAGGAGAAUCACCAGAUCCUCAGCUCACUGGAUGGGUAUGUGAACAGAUAUAUAGCAAAUGGAUAUCCUAAUCCUAUUUCUGCAGCAAACUGUCUAAAUAAAGAAGAAAGUAAUGUGAACAACAAACAAGAACAUCACAAAAUAAAUGAUCGGUGGAAGACUCCAUAUAAAUCUGUUAAACGUGGAACAGAGGAACCCAUUCUUACUGAAGGAAAUCUCACAGAUGUGAACAUUGUUACAGCUGUAGCACACACACAGACAGAUUGCCCACAUGCUCAUAUUAAGGAGGAGCCUGUCUUAUCUGAAGAAGAACAUCCCCGAGGCCCUCACAUUGAUAAGCAAACAGAUCAUACACAGAUAGACUAUCCAUCAAAACCAGUGAUGGUGGGCUCGGCCUCAAUGGAAGAACUAAAUCCUACAGACACUGACAUUUAUACACGCAACAAGCAUAUUCCAAAACAGUAUGGAUCUACUCAUAUUAAGGAGGAACCUGUCUUAUCUGAAGAAGAACAUCUCCGAGGCCCUCACAUUGAUAAGCAAACAGAUCAUACACAGAUAGACUAUCCAUCAAAACCAGUGGUGGUGGGCUCAGCCUCAAUGGAAGAACUAAAUCCUACAGACACUGACAUUUAUACACGCACAGAGCAUAUUCCAAAACAGUAUGGAUCUACUCAUAUUAAGGAGGAACCUGUCUUAUCUGAAGAAGAACAUCUCCGAGGCCCUCACAUUGAUAAGCAAACAGAUCAUACACAGAUAGACUAUCCAUCAAAACCAGUGGUGGUGGGCUCGGCCUCAAUGGAAGAACUAAAUCCUACAGACACUGACAUUUAUACACGCAACGAUCAUAUUCCAAAACAGUAUGGAUCUACUCAUAUUAAGGAGAAAUCCAACUCGUGUGAAGAAGAAACUCUCACUGACAUUUAUACACCUACAGAACAUACACAGACAGAAUAUCCUUCUACUUGUAUUAAGGAGGAACCAGCCUCGUGGGAAGCAGGACCUCUCACUGGCCCCAACGUUUAUACAAAGUAUAAACUGACAGACCAUACAUCGAUUCUUAUUGAAGAAUCAGCCUUGUAUGAAAAAGAAACUCUAAAUCGUCCUAUUUAUAACUUGGCAGGAUAUGUACAAGCAGAAGAUACUUCCAUCCACUUGUCUGCUGAUAACGUACUUUAUAAUAAAUAUUGCAAGUUGCCUGAAUCACAUUGUGAUUUCAAUAAAAUUCUAUUCUCUUUCACGGCAUUUUGUUCAGAAUGUGGAAUAUGUUUUACAGAUGAAUCAAAUUUUAUAUCACAUCAAAGGAUUCACACAGGAGAAAAGGUAUUUUGCUGCUCGCUUUGUGGCCGGUGUUUUACUCACAAGUCAGCACUUAAUAGACAUCAGAGGAUUCACACAGGAGAGAAACCAUUUUCUUGUUCUCAGUGUGGGAAAUGUUUCAGUCGGAUGACGGGCCUUAACAGACAUCAGACGAUUCACACAGGGGAGAGAAGGUUUUCUUGUUUCCUAUGUGGGAAGUGUUUUAGUGAUAAGACAGAUCUUAGUCGACAUCACAGGAUUCACUCGGGAGAGAAACGAUUUUCCUGUUCCGAAUGUGGGAAACGUUUUUGUUUCAAGUCCGAUCUUAAAAGACAUAUGAAGAUUCACAUAGGAGGAAAGUCAUUUUCUUGA